UUGGCUUUCCAUUUCCAGGGUUUGUUGAGAGGAGAAGGGUAGAGACGAGAAUCUGACGGAACAAGAAAACUAGAAUUUUUUAAAGUCUGUGCAUGGUUGAUGGUUCGAUUCGAUCACGACAAGGACAGCUAAGGAAUCGGCGAAUCUCUUGCAGGAGAGGAAUCGUCUUUGUUCGUCUCUGCGUGGAUUUUCAGGUUCAGUCAUGGUAGAUCUUGUGCAAUCCAGUGAAGAAUAUGUGCUUUUCUUCGGUUCGGUCUGUCUCUGAGUAAUCAUCAUAGUUCAGUUUCUCUUAUAAAUUCUAAGGUCCAAUCGCUGAUCAUGUUGUGCUCUUGGUUUGGUUGGAAGGACUGUAGAGAUUUUUGUGGCUUUUAGUUUUGAUUCCUUGAGGUUUUUUGAGCUACAGAAGAUAUCAACCUUGUUUGGUGUUGGUUGCCAGAAAUUGAAGGGAAAAGGACUAGGGAGUUUCGAGUGAAAGAGGGAAUUGAGUUAAGAAUGAAGAUGCGGAAGUUACUUUUUCCUGUAUGAUGGUUUCAGAAUUUUGACCCACCAGAUAUACGUUUGGGUGGCAGACACUAAAGCAAUUUGUGCUUCGUAAACGAGGUGUUUUCAAUUUGGUUCACCUGUGGAUUCCAUCGGAGGCAUGCAUAUUGAAGAAUUGAAGAAAGUGGACCUGGAAAGUGGAGAAGAAGAGACGGUGUCUAAUGUUUUCUGUAACGAGAUUGCUGUAUCAAGUGCAAAAAGAGCUUUAAUUGGAACAGGAGCUCGUGUUCUCUUCUACCCAACUCUUCUGUAUAAUGUUGUCCGGAAUAAGAUUCAGGCCGAGUUUCGAUGGUGGGAUGGAGUCGACGAGUUUAUAUUGUUAGGUGCUGUUCCAUUUCCAACUGAUGUUCCACGCUUGAAACAACUUGGAGUUCAUGGAGUCAUCACACUAAAUGAGCCAUAUGAGACUUUGGUUCCCACAUCAUUAUAUCAUGAUUAUGGCAUUGAGCAUUUGGUGAUUCCUACAAGGGAUUACCUUUUUGCUCCAUCAUUUGGAGAUAUAUGCCAAGCUGUAGACUUCAUACAUAAGAAUGCAUCUUGUGGGAAAACAACAUACGUUCACUGUAAAGCUGGUCGUGGACGCAGUACAACUAUUGUCCUCUGUUACUUGGUGGAACACAAACAGAUGACUCCUGAUGCUGCAUACGAGUAUGUGAGAUCAAUUAGGCGAAGGGUGCUUUUAGCAUCCUCCCAGUGGCAGGCUGUCCAGGAGUAUUACCGACGCAAGGUGAAGAGGGUUGGAAGAUCCGGCUUCUGGGUGAAGGUGCCAAUUGUGAAAACCCCAGGUUCCACAAACACCGGAGACGUUGUGACAUUUGACGAUGGGUCAGUUGUGAUGAUCACGGAAUCAGAUGUGGAAGGCUAUGAAGAAAAUCGCGAGUCAAAUGUAAUGGGCAACGGCAACGAGAUAUGGGCACAGCUGAGCCUGGCGUACAGGGUUCAAUUUGCUAGUCAGGCAGCUUGGACGAGGCUUUCGUGUCUAUGGCUGCGCUGCCAUGCGCGGCAGAAGGUCUCAGCAGAGAAGCUCGGCAGGGAGAGCAGCUGCUCUGUGGGGGCUGAUAAGUUGGGAGGGCUUGUAGACAUUCAUGUCUAUUGAGAUUUCAAGUUGGUGAUGAAAGUGUACAGAGAUGCUAUGAAGUUGUUUUCGCCUGCUCUAUGCGUUUCCGACAAUGUAUGAGUAUCAACAACAGUGUAUGAGUUUCCAUAAUUAAUCUAAGAAAAAUGGAAUCUAAGUAA
Molecule: messenger RNA, 1776 nt
Organism: Nelumbo nucifera (sacred lotus)
Lineage: Eukaryota; Viridiplantae; Streptophyta; Magnoliopsida; Proteales; Nelumbonaceae
Product: phosphatidylglycerophosphate phosphatase PTPMT2-like
Biological process (GO): protein dephosphorylation
Molecular function (GO): phosphoprotein phosphatase activity
Source: RefSeq, a predicted model, not a curated record